AUGGUGGAUACCAGACAUUCUCAAAGAAAGAGGCGCAAUAGCGGUGCCCUGGACGUCAAUCCAAGUCCUCGAGUCUUGCGCAGCAGCUCCCGUCGCUUCGACGAUGCUGUCACCCCUCGCCCAAACAAAAAAGUCCGUUUUUCGGACCCAGGCCCAAGGCUGCCAUGCCCUGACUACUCUACGGGGCUUACCCCAGCCAUGUGCCGCACUUCCUUUGAAGAAUCCAACGCAGUCACUGUACUACAAGGCAGUCCAAGUCGCAGGUUGCGAAGACGCUCAACUCCUCUGCCACGGAACCGUCGCUCCGAUAGUUUAGUCCCUUUGGACUCUACCUCAUCAGAGAGGGUUCUCCAUUUUACUCCUCUGCGACAGAUUUUAGACUCGCGGACACAGCGCAGAAUAAGACGACUGGGUCUAAGUGAAGAGCUCAACAACAUAGAACGCGAGAAGCGAGCAUCUGCUCAAUAUGAGAAGACUUGGCAAUCACUGCUCCGAGAAAGGAACGCCUUGCAGCAAGAAUUAGAACUAGUGAAAAAGCGCCAGAUCUCCCCGGAAAGUCAUUCGACUACCGAUGACGGAGACUGGAUGGCACCUCGAGAGAGAAUUGACCAUCUAGAAUCUCAGAACGACCAACUGCGAACCCAGUUAUCAUUUUCAACACGCGAAGACUCUGUCACCACAGAUGGCGAGUUUGAUACAAUCAUGAUCAACGAUAGCGGCUUCGAUGCAGACACGCUACUUAUGUCCAAUUCUCCGAUCAUCCGCGUCGCCGAUAUGCGCGCGACGUCAGUCCCCGACGACCCUUCCCUGCUCAGUCGAAACGCGGGCGGCUCGGCCCAACCCUCGGAGAAUGCUGAACUUGCCGCGCUUUCCCACGAUCUUGAGGUCGCAAAGAAAGAGAAGAGAAAUCUCUUUGAUGCUUGCCGCUCUCGUCUUGGCUCACUCGAUAACACAGCGCUUGGACGCCAUCUGCAUCAAUCGUCUCCACCACCGGACUUCCUCCACGACAUUCUUCCUACGCUAAUGCAAGCGCUGGAUCGAGCUUCCAAUGCUACUCGCACUCUCGAUUCCAUCCAACAUGAACUCUCUGAUCUGGGGUUCUCGGGUACCAACGCAAUGGAAAUUAUCGCGGAAAUGCGAGACCGGUUCCGCUCUGCUCGUCUUGAACUGGAGCGUGCAGUACCCGGCGAGACUGCCCAUGCUAGCUUAAAUGACGGCCCUUCUACUCUCGGUGCGCUAGUAAAACGAGUCGAGACCCUUGUCAAAGGUCUCGGGGAGGAGCGGACGCGACAUGAAGGCUCUGCUGACCGCGAAAGAGCCCUGCGUGGCCAGUUUGAUCAUUUACUGGUGAGAUAUGAGGCCGCAGCGAAGAAGAUACACGACCUAGAGGACUCGAUUUCCUCUUCUGCUGCGGACAUGCUCCACACCAGGAUGCGCAUGCAGGAACUAGAGAACGAGGCCCAGGAGCAUGUUAUUGGCAUCGACAGGUUGAACAGUGCCCUUAGCAAAUACCAUGGUGAGGUGAACGGCCUCGAGUUACUUGUUACGAGGCUGGAAGAUGAAAGAACUAAAUUCAGUGAGCAACAUGCCCAGCAAAUAUCAGACUUGGAGAAGAAGAUUGCAGCCGAAGAGAAUGCCCGUCAAGCAGCCGAAUCAACCAUUUCCGAAAGGGAACGGCUGAUCCGCGAGCUUGAAGAGGUCAUCGAGCACAACCGCAUACGCUUUUGCGAUCUCACUACCAAGGUUGAAAGGAUGGAACGGGAGCGGUCCGAAGCGAUUGAAAGCUGGAAGCAGAGCACUGCGGAGCAGGAUGCAAAGCACGACCAGGAACUCGGGCUGAUGAAUGUCCGCGUCUCCGAGCUCAACACAGCGCUUGAGGCAGCCAAAACCGAAACCGAGAAGCUUCGUCACACCCAUUUUGGCCUUGAAGAGCAACUACGCUUCGAAGUUGAGGCUAGAGACAGCUUAUUGGAUAGCUGGGCGGCCGAGCAAGCACGGUCGUUUGCGUUUAUGAAAUCCACAGUCAGUUCCGAGCGUCGAAAGGCGAAAGCCCGUGCUGCCAAUUGGGAAAUGAAAUCGGACGAGCUACAAUCCGAGACGCCUCUUGGCAGUGAACCCAUCACUCCUGUCAGUAUGACUAGGUUCGUUGACGUGGAGGUUGGACGUGGAAAGCAUCGCAGACGACUGGACAGUGGAAUCGGUAUCCUGACCGAGGAUGAGCUUGAGUUGCUGCCUUCUGAUCCGGCCGACCUUUGA
Aspergillus ochraceoroseus IBT 24754 is the source of this 2256-nucleotide messenger RNA. RefSeq lists its product as uncharacterized. The transcript has a single exon. The coding region runs from base 1 to 2256 and encodes 751 amino acids. The record is from RefSeq and is a predicted model, not a curated record. Lineage: Eukaryota; Fungi; Ascomycota; Eurotiomycetes; Eurotiales; Aspergillaceae.